AUGGGACCAGUGAUGAGAGCACAAGAAGAAGAAGAAGAGGACCAAUAUCUGAGUCCAACAUGGCUAAUACCAAUGCUAAGAGCAAACUACUUCGUCCCUUGUGCGAUUCACGCCAACUCCAACAAAAGCGAAUGCAACAUGUUCUGUCUUGACUGCACUUCAAAUGCCUUUUGCUCUUACUGUUCCAUCAAUCACAAAAACCACCGUGUCCUUCAGAUACGAAGGUCGUCGUACCACAACGUGGUGAGAGUCAACGAGAUUCAGAAGUACAUAGACAUAUCCUGUGUCCAAACAUACAUAAUCAACAGUGCAAGGAUCGUCUUCUUGAACGAAAGACCUCAGCCAAGAAUCGGCAAAGGCGUUACAAACACUUGUGAAAUCUGUUGCAGAAGCCUUCUUGAUUCUUUCCGUUUCUGCUCUCUUGGUUGCAAACUUGGAGGGAUGAUGAAGAGAGGGAAUCAGAGUCUAAGCUUCUCUUUGAAAGGGAAGCACGGGAGAGAGUACGAAGUUGGGUCGGAAUCUGAUGAAGCGACCACACCGACUAAGAUACGCAAGACGUGUGCUUUCAACCGUCUGAUGAGCGGUCUCUCCAUCUCAGCCGUUAAAUGCGAUUACUUUUCAGGUGAUCAACGGUCUCUGAGCAGCUCUGGUGAUGAUCUUUCUCCGGGAACGCCGCCGAUAUAUAAUCACCGGAAUUCAAGCAGACGGAAGGGCGUCCCACACCGUGCUCCCUUCUGA
Molecule: messenger RNA, 738 nt
Organism: Microthlaspi erraticum
Lineage: Eukaryota; Viridiplantae; Streptophyta; Magnoliopsida; Brassicales; Brassicaceae
Source: the annotation of a GenBank genome assembly